CGAAGGAAAUUAAAAACAAGCACAAAGAAAUAUCUAAUCCAUAACAUAAAAAAAAUGGAAAAUAUAAAAAGGGUUUAUAUUGUUGCAUUGCGUUGGCAAUGAACGGCGGUUCCGGCACGGCGGAGCUCUGCUACUUACGACUUUGCAUUGUUUGAAAAAUGACAUCGGAGUUUUGAUCAAUUGGAGAUGGAGAACAGCAGUGGAGUGGAUGAUCAGGGAUCAGGAUGGUUCGAAGUGAAAAAGAAGCACAGGAGCAGUUCUAAGUUUUCCCUACAGAGUUGGGUUGGAGGAUUUUCGGGAAAAAAUUCGUCUGAUUCUAUGUGCAGGACAAAUCUUGUGAAUAAAAAUCCCCAAAAUGACAGGUCAAACUCAAAGUCUCAUCCUCCAACAGGAGGAAGCUAUGCAGUAUAUACCCAAAGUAAUACUGAGAAUUGUGUUGCUACAUCAAUUGGAGAUGAUGAAGGUUCACAUUCCCCUGAUAAAUGUAUGGUCAGACAAGACACUGAAUUCCCCAAGUCAUCUGUUUUGCACAUUGCAGAUUCUAAUGCUGGAAAUGAAGAAUGUGAGAAAGUCUCCCAUAGGGAUAUGCCUGGAGUGGUCCAAAAAAUCAAAUGGGGUGAUCUAGAGGAUGAUAGUUUGGUAUUGAAUAACAGUGCUAAUGGAGUUGAAAUAAAGUUUGGUAAUAUUGGAGAGGUUGAUCUAGGUGUCUCUGAAAAAAAUGAGGUUAAGCAUGACUUGGCUUCACUCGUAUCUUCAUCCGUAGAUACCCAAGUGAGCACAUUGGUGGCAGCAUCAGUCAGAGACGAGGAGGCCUCUGAUCAGACUCUUUUGUCAACUAAUGAGAUCAAUUCAUGCCAAGUUAGCCAUCAAGAUAUUAAUAGGGAAUUUAUAGAAGAUUUGAAAGUAAUAAGUAAUAGUGAAGCAACAGUCUGUUCUGUUAUUGAUGGUUCAAAUUUCAAGGAUACGAGAAAUGAAAACACCAAACCUGUAGAUAAUCACAGUUCAAAUUUUGAUUUUCUCUUUUGUGAAGAAGCUGGAACUGAGGCAAAAGUCCAGAAGGCUAUCAAGGUACAUGAGGUCGAAAAUCCAGUGCUCCAUGAAGCAGCUGGUGAGCCUGAGAUUUCUAGCUUGUCAUUGCCUGUUCAGAAUGCUGAGUCAGUUUCAACUAAAACUAGUGGACAUGAAAAUUCAGGGGGUUGCUCUGAUUCGGUUGAAGAAACUCAAAUUGAACAAGGGAGUGGAACUCAUAAUGUGCAAGUUGUGAGUGCCCCCAGUGAAGGUGCGACAGGUGAGAGUAAAGAAAGGUUUAGGCAGCGGCUCUGGUGCUUCCUUUUUGAGAAUCUUAAUCGAGCUGUAGAUGAACUUUAUCUCCUUUGUGAACUGGAAUGUGACUUGGAACAGAUGAAAGAAGCCAUUCUUGUUCUUGAAGAGGCUGCAUCUGACUUUAAAGAGCUAAAUACUAGGGUGGAGGAGUUUGAAGAGGUAAAGAAGUUGUCUUCUCAGUCUAUUGAUGGGAUGCCAAUCACUAUGAAGAGUGACCAUUGUAGGCCACAUGCUCUCUCUUGGGAGGUUCGGCGGAUGACAAAUUCUCCUCAUAAAGCAGAGAUUUUAUCGUCAUCACUUGAGGCAUUUAAGAAAAUUCGGCAAGAGAGAGCCAACAUGCUUGAAGCAAGCAAAAAACUUCCCGGGAAUGAGUGUCUAAGUCCUCAGUGUAUGGAUCAAAUGAAGAAAACUUCUACAAUAAAUUGUGUAGUGCAUGAUGCUCCAGAUUCAGCAUCAAAAGCGGCAGGAAAUAAAGGUGUAGAUCUCACUCCUGGGAGCCUUAGUGGAAAAGAAAAGAAUACUGAGUCUCUUGGUUCUGAUAAGGUUAAUGUUGCGCAAAAUAUACGUUCACGACCACAGAAUUCCUCUUCUAUAAAUUCAUCAAAGCCACCUCUAGCUGUAAAAUUUAAGCGAGAGCAACUUGAAUCUGAUGUAGAAAGGUUAGUUUCUAGAAGAGAAAGGGCUCUAGCAGAAGGCACAUGUGAGAAAACUCAGAAACCUGUAGAACAUUCCAAAAGACAAGCAACUGUUUCUGAAAAAGACAAGGAAAAAGAGAAGAGGAAUAUGGGUGCUCGAAAAUCCAUGGAUGCAUGGAAAGAAAAGAGGAACUGGGAAGACAUACUUUCAUCAUCCAUACGUAUUAGUUCUCGAGUUUCACAUUUGCCAGGCAUGAGCAAGAAAAGUGCUGAGCGUGUACGAGUGCUGCAUGAUAAACUAAUGUCCCCAGACAAGAAGAAGAAAACUUCUUUAGAUGUAAAAAGGGAGGCAGAAGAAAAGCAUGCUCGUGCAAUGAAAAUUAGAUGUGAACUAGAGAAUGAAAGGGUUCAGAAACUGCAGCGUACUUCAGAGAAAUUAAAUCGUGUUAAUGAAUGGCAGGCUGUUCGCACUAUGAAAUUAAGGGAGGGAAUGUAUGCUCGCCACCAGCGCAGUGAAUCUCGACAUGAAGCUUUCCUAGCUCAAGUUGUGAAGAGAGCUGGUGAUGAAAGUAGUAAGGUGAAUGAGGUUCGUUUCAUCACCUCCUUAAAUGAAGAAAAUAAAAAGAUUAUGCUGCGGCAGAAGCUUCAUGGUUCUGAGUUGAGGAGAGCUGAAAAGCUUCAGGUAAUGAAAAUUAAACAAAAGGAAGACAUGGCUAGAGAAGAAGCAGUGUUAGAACGGAAGAAAUUGAUCGAAGCUGAAAAAUUGCAGCGCCUUGCUGAAACACAGAGGAAAAAGGAAGAGGCUCAUGUUCGAAGGGAAGAAGAGCGGAAAGCAUCUAGUGCAGCGAGGGAGGCGAGGGCCAUGGAACAGCUACGAAGGAAAGAGGAAAGAGCAAGAGCCCAACAAGAAGAAGCUGAACUCAUGGCCCAGAAAUUGGCUGAGCGACUUAGUGAAAGUGAACAGCGACGAAAGUUUUAUUUGGAGCAAAUACGGGAGAGGGCUUCUAUGGAUUUUAGGGACCAAUCUUCACCCUUGCUGCGACGAUAUAUGCAUAAGGAUGGUCCAAGUAGAUCGGCAACUAAUAACAAUGUUGAUGAGCAGGGGCCCAGUAGCUCUGACUUGGGUUCUGGUCUUGCAAUGGGUAAGACAACAUUGCAACAACACAUGAAACGAAGGAUCAAAAGAAUUCGACAGAGGCUUAUGGCUCUGAAGUACGAAUUUGUUGAGACCACUAAUGGAGCUGAAAAUGUUAGCAUUGGAUAUAGAACAUCCAUUGGAACUGCGAGGGCAAAAAUAGGUAGGUGGCUUCAAGAACUUCAGAAACUUCGCCAAGCAAGAAAAGAAGGAGCUGCAAGUUUGGGGCUGAUAAUUGCUGAAAUGAUCAAGUACUUGGAUGGCAGGGAACUUGAGCUGCAAGCUUCUCGUCAAGCUGGCUUACUUGAUUUUAUUGCUUCUGCCCUUCCUGCUUCUCACACAUCUAAACCAGAAGCCUGUCAAGUGAUGAUACACCUAUUAAAAUUGCUUAGGGUAGUAUUAUCUGCAUCAGCAAACAGAAGUUACUUUCUUGCACAGAAUCUCUUGCCACCAAUCAUCCCAAUGCUAUCAACAGCCCUUGAGAACUACAUUAAGAUUGCAGCUUCUAUUAAUGCCCCUGGUAAUGGGGUUCAAUCAAGUAGAACGUCUAUUGAAAAUUUUGAGUCGAGCUCUGAAGUACUGGAUGGGUCUUUGUGGACUAUCACAACGAUAAUUGGUCAUAUAAACCCAGAAGGGCCACAACUCCAAAUGUGGGAUGGUUUGCUAGAACUAUUGGUUGCCUACCAGGUUAUUCAACGGCUUCGGGAUCUUUUUGCACUUUAUGACAGACCUCAGGUGGAAGGGUCUCCAUUUCCUUCUUCGAUUCUUUUAAGUAUACGUCUUUUGGUGGUUUUAACAUCAAGACCUGGAACUGAUAGUACCAUUAAUUGUGUAUUACCAUUUAGUGAAAAUUUGACGGGGGUUGAAAGUGGAAUUGCUAUUUCUACCAUGUCUAGAGAUUUUCCUAGAACAGGUUUCACUGAGGAUGGUAUACCUUUAGAAUCUGGGUUAAAUGGGGGUAAAAUCUUACAAAAUCCAAAAAUGACCGUAGAUCAACUGGAUGAGUCAUGUGAGCAGAAGAUAAAGACUGGGAUGAUACCCAUUGAUGGUGGUCAGAGGGAGCCGCAGACUGAUUGCUUUAUUGAGGCAAAUGGUGUUAAUCUUAUCCAGAUCGAUAUUCAGGAUGAACCACAAGAUGGUGAAAUUGUCUUGAAACCUUAUGUAUCCCAAGGGGAUCAAAAACAACAUGUGGAUGUUGUAUCUGACGAAGGGAUAAAAAAUGUUACGAAGAUGAAACCACCAAUAGCGUAUCUAUUAUCUGCUAUAUCUGAUACUGGAAUUGUUGGUCUCCUGUCUUUACUAACAGCUGUAUUGUUGCAAGCAAACAAUAGAUUAUCAUCCGAACAGCCAUGCAGACUGAAAGCCAUGGUUUCUUCAUGCUCAUGUUGCCUCAUUCUCUUUUUGGCCUCAUAUAUCCUUCCGUCUAACUUUGAAGAUGUUGCUACUGGUGUGCUGAAGGUGUUAAAUAAUCUAGCCUUCUUGGAUCUUAAAUUUAUGCAGCGAGUGCUAGCUAGACCAGACCUGAAAAUGGAGUUUUUCCAUUUAAUGAGUUUCCUUCUCUCGCACUGCUCAAGCAAGUGGGCAGCUCCCAGCGAUCCGAUAGGUCUUCUGCUUCUCGAAUCUCUAUCGAUUCUUGGGCAUUUUGCUUUGUUCCAUCCUGGGAAUCAAGAAGUCCUUCGCUGGGGAAAGAGUCCAACCAUACUCCACAAGGUGUGCGACUUGCCGUUUGUGUUCUUCAGCGACCCUGAAUUGAUGCCAGUGUUGGCUAGUACCUUGGUUGCUGCCUGUUAUGGGUGUGAACAAAAUAAGUCCGUUGUUCAACAAGAGCUAAGUAUAGAUAUGCUGCUUUCAUUAUUGAGAUCCUGCAAAAAUAAUCUACUAGUACCAGCUUUACCAUCGACUUCAACACAAGAGAACGAGGAAUCUAAUGAGUCUAACCCAAAUGGUUUCGAGUCUAGAAAACCUCAAACAGACGGUAUCAUUAGAGCCACCCGCAAUGUCAGCAGAAUCACAAGAACUUCCUUAGGAAGACCUGGAGGAGUUUCCUCAGGAAAUAGCAAUAGGAAUAACAAAACAAGAAACCAAAGAGAUAACAGAUCAGCUAAAGCAUCUGAUGAAAUAACUUUGAAGCACAAUCAACCAGCAAUGGAAGUUGCAUCUGUGAUGUUGCAUUAUAGAUUCCCUAGCAGUUUUCUUGAUAGAGCAGAGCAGUUCUUUUCAGCUGACAUUUCCACUGCUGUUGAUGGAUAAAUUGAGAAGGCUUUAUGUGGGAUUUACUUGCCUUUGCUUUCAAGCCAUGAUGUGAAUGUAAUCAAGGAACAGCUAACAGAUUACAACAACUUUGAAGACAGUUAAUUAUACCAACAAAUUCAAAAGUUUAUAGGCCAUCAUUAAUACGAAGAAAUAAGUUUUCCAGCUUUACUACUCGACAUGAAAAGAAAAAAAUGUUUGUAUUAUUUUCUUUAAUUUACUUUGAACAUCAGAUCAUAUGCUGAAAAAGCACUUGUUUGGAUCUUGUUAUAGUACAAUUGGAAUUGAGGGAUUCGGACAACAAAUCUCAUGAUGAGCAGCUCAAUUGAAUGCUAGUUGAGUUGUGCUUUGAUGACACUUGUUUGUCGUGUACAUUGAAUUAGUGUUUUUAUAUAUGCUAAUAAUUCACUUGUCUGUAAAA
Messenger RNA from Cucumis sativus (cucumber), 5764 nucleotides. RefSeq lists its product as uncharacterized. The transcript is spliced from 11 exons. The coding region runs from base 187 to 5343 and encodes 1718 amino acids. The record is from RefSeq and is a predicted model, not a curated record. Lineage: Eukaryota; Viridiplantae; Streptophyta; Magnoliopsida; Cucurbitales; Cucurbitaceae.